Molecule: messenger RNA, 1362 nt
Organism: Amphibalanus amphitrite
Lineage: Eukaryota; Metazoa; Arthropoda; Thecostraca; Balanomorpha; Balanidae
Product: ubiquitin carboxyl-terminal hydrolase isozyme L5-like
Exons: 9
Coding region: 146-1195 (349 amino acids)
Biological process (GO): protein deubiquitination; ubiquitin-dependent protein catabolic process
Cellular component (GO): cytoplasm
Molecular function (GO): cysteine-type deubiquitinase activity
Source: RefSeq, a predicted model, not a curated record
GCGUGCCGGUUUUGUUACCCCGGCUUGUUGUGUUUUUUAGGUUUACCACCAUAUAUGGCCUUGAGUUUACCUUACCUUACGGUAAUUCGGUUGUAGCAGGCCAAAGACAAGCAGAACAAGAAGAUAAACAGCACAGUAGCUAAAUAUGGCAGAUGGUGGAGCAGGAAACUGGUGUCUGAUUGAAAGUGACCCAGGGGUCUUCACUGAACUCAUCCGUGAAUUUGGCGUGAAAGGUGCACAGGUGGAGGAAGUAUGGAGCAUGGAUGAUGAAAUGUUCUCCAAGUUGAGGCCUGUGCACGGACUCGUCUUUCUCUUCAAGUGGGUGCCUGACUCGACUGUGGAAGGCACGCCGGUCCAGGACAGCAGGCUCGACAACAUCUUCUUCGCCAAACAGGUGAUCAACAACGCGUGCGCCACCCAGGCGAUUCUCAGCGUGCUGAUGAACACCAACCACCCGGACGUGGAGCUGAGCUCGACGCUAAUCGAGCUGCGCGACUUCACCGCCGGCUUCGACCCGGCCACGCGCGGCCUGGCGCUCAGCAACUCGGAUGUCAUCAGGACCGUGCACAACUCGUUCGCCAGACAGACGCUGUUCGAGCUGGAUAACCGGGCGGCCACCAAGGACGACGACGUCUACCACUUCGUCAGCUACAUCCCGCUGUCGGGACGGCUGUACGAGCUGGACGGGCUCAAGGAGGCGCCGCUCGACCACGGGCCCAUUCCGGAGGGCGCCGACUGGACGCAGGCCGCCCGGCCCAUCAUCGAGAAACGCAUGCAAAAGUACAGCGAGGGCGAGAUCCGGUUCAACCUGAUGGCCAUCAUCUCAGACCGGCGCGCCAUGUACCAGAAGCAGCUGGAGCAGCUGCAGACGAAGGCGCAGGAGGGUGGGAUGGAGACGGACUCGAUACAGUCGGAGAUGGCCCGUAAUGCUGCUCUGUCGUUACAGGAGGGUGGGAUGGAGACGGACUCGAUACAGUCGGAGAUGGCCCGAGUCCAGAUGCUGAUCUCAGACGAGGAGAAGAAGAUGGAGAGGUAUCGCACCGAGAACAUCCGCCGAAAACACAACUACAUACCGUUCAUCAUGGAGCUGCUAAAGAUCCUGGCCAAGGAGGGCAAGCUGGUGCAGCUGUACGAGCAGGCCAAGGAGCGGUCCGAAAAGCUGCACCAGGCACGGAAGAAGCAGAAGACCAAGUAGUGCCCCCUCUCCGGACGAGUGCAAUGACCGCCGAGCAGCUGCCUCAGUUCGCCACUGCCCCCGUGUGCCGCGUGCCGAGUGACGGACCAUACUCCGGAGUCCGGAGUGAACGACGCGGAACGAUUCGCCAGGCUGUUGAAAUCAAAUACACGUUACAUUGUGUUGAA